Fimicolochytrium jonesii is the source of this 1283-nucleotide messenger RNA. RefSeq names its product u1 small nuclear ribonucleoprotein-like protein C. NCBI's taxonomy places the organism in Eukaryota, Fungi, Chytridiomycota, Chytridiomycetes, Spizellomycetales, Powellomycetaceae. Gene Ontology annotation, cellular component: nucleus; U1 snRNP. Bases 130 to 828 code for a protein of 232 amino acids. Gene Ontology annotation, biological process: spliceosomal snRNP assembly; mRNA splicing, via spliceosome; mRNA 5'-splice site recognition. The record is from RefSeq and is a predicted model, not a curated record. Gene Ontology annotation, molecular function: zinc ion binding; pre-mRNA 5'-splice site binding. The transcript is spliced from 6 exons.
CGUGAACCUGAAAUCUGAAUUGAAACCCGCAGCUGUGCACUGCGAAUCCAACUGCAUGCAUGCAGGGUGGAAUACGAAGAGAGACAUUGUCGCCAUCCGAGUCCAUAUCCACUCACUCUCAUCGUCAACAUGCCCAGAUACUACUGUGACUAUUGCGAUAUUUUCCUAACGCACGACUCGCCGUCGGUGCGGAAGGCUCACAAUGCCGGAUGGAAGCACAAAAUGCAUGUGCAGAACUAUUACUCAGCGUUAGAUCCGGACCAGGUGCAGGCGAUCGUAGACCGAAUCAACGAAGCAUAUCAGGGAGUCCCGGGUGGACCAGAUUUCAACAAUAAUGGCAUGAAUGGACAGAUGGGAGGCCUGGUGGGAGGCCCGAUGGGAGGGCCAAUGGGAGGGCCAAUGGGCGGACCUCCAUUUGGGAUGCCACCACCGCAUAUGAUGGGAAGACCCCCAAUGGGUCCGCCGGGUCCAAACGGCGUCCGUCCACCGUUCCCAGGCCCACCACCAGGGAUGCAUGGGCCCCCACCUUUCGGACGUCCACCUAUGCCAUUUCCUCCAGGACCGCCACCUGAAGGCUUUCGACCCCCAGGACCGUUCCCUCCAGGAGGAUUCCCACCUCCACCAGCGGGUUUCCGGCCGCCCUUCCCGGGUGCGCCACCAUUUGGAGCAAUGCCUCCGCCGGGUCCGGGUGGGAUGCCACCACCGCCUAUGGGAUGGGCGCCUCCACCGCAAAUGGCAAUCAAUGGGACACCGAAUGGGGAUGCGAAUGCACUGAAAAGAUCAGCUGACGACGACGACGAAGCUAGCAAACGUGCACGGGCAGAAUAAUUCCUCGGGUCGUCCUGUAUCUCACCAGCAGGCGCCUUCCGCGAGCUUGAGCGAAUGGGCAAUCACGAUACCGAAACAGAAAGCGAGAAUGUACACAGAUCACCAGGGCGCGUGUCUGGGGACGACCGUAUAGAUUGGGCAUAUGUAUAUAUUGGCCACGACUGCCCCAUUAGUCGAGGUGCGGGGAAGGUUUUGACCUGAUGGCGUGGGAUGUAGAGUACAUUUGGCAGCAAGAUGAAAAUACAUCCGGAAAACAUUGAACGAAAACUGCCUCCCCAACUCGGGAACUCGUAACGUGAUGCAUUGCAAAAAAAAAACGUGGACACUCUUAUUGAGAACACUUCAACUUCGGAAGAACUGAGGUGACAUCUCAUCAAGAUAGGGAUGGCCUGUGGGUCCGAAUACAUGAACGAGUUGAGCAAAUACAGACAGGGAUGCAAAGAAGACGAACUGUC